Molecule: messenger RNA, 1107 nt
Organism: Perca flavescens (yellow perch)
Lineage: Eukaryota; Metazoa; Chordata; Actinopteri; Perciformes; Percidae
Product: sialoadhesin-like
Exons: 7
Coding region: 175-1107 (310 amino acids)
Molecular function (GO): protein binding
Source: RefSeq, a predicted model, not a curated record
UGCAGUUUAGCUUUUAACAUUCAUUUUAAAAUGAAAAAAAAUUUCAUUUUUACUGAAAACAAGUCGACCAAAGGACAGCAGCUCCUUCACACCUGAGCUUUCUCCACCAACUCUACGUUAGUGCUCGGCUCACUCUUCUGUCAGGAGUCCCAACCUGAAGAGACUGAAGUAAGGAUGGCAGUUUGGGACAAAAAGAUUCUCUGGGCCGUCAUGGUGGUCCUGACAGGAGCUCUGGGUCAAGAUGUGAACUAUCCAGAUCCUGUUUGUGGUAUAAAAGGAUCGACUGUCACCCUCCCCUGCUCCUUCACACCAGUGAAGUCUGUCUACAUCAUCAGAGUCGUCUGGUGCAAUAACCAUUUAUUCUGUAAGGGAUCGACUCCGUCGUCUGUGUAUGACAGCAGCUCAAACAACAACGACCCUCGUUACAGAUACCUGGGGGACAAGAAGGAAGACUGCACUUUACAGAUCUCAGAUCUACAGGAGGAAGACAACGCAACUUUUCGCUUCAGAAUGGAAGCUAAUGACAGCAGAGCACAUUUUGCUGGCCAAUCAGGAGUGAGAGUCAGAGUCGAAGAUGGUGCUCAGAUGGAGAUAAGAAGCUCCAGAGAUAACCGAGAGUUUAAAAGAGGAGAAGAAGUCACACUGAACUGUUCUACUGCAAGCUGCACUUUCCACCAACUGGAGGUCAGCUGGUUCAGAGAUGGCUCCGCCCUCUCAGAGACUGGCCCCGCUCUCCAUCUCAGCGAUCUGACUGCAAAGGAUUCUGGGAACUACACCUGUGGUUUGAAGAAGAACCUCACCCUCUCAGAGCCGUACAGCCUGCAUGUGGAGGCUGACGAGGAAGGAGGAGGGGGAAAUCUGCUUCUGAUCAUUGGUCUGGUGGUCGGGGUCCUGCUGGUUCUCUUCGCUGUUAUUCUGGUCGUCUGCAUUAUCAAAAGGUGUCGGCGGCGGCUGUCGAAGGAGGGAAAGCCUCCUCCUAGAGCCGGCCGAGCCAAACCAGCUCAGUGCAGAGCGCUGUACGCCUACGACGCCCAGGACACCAACGAACUCAGCUUCAAUGCCGACGAUAUCAUUCACAUUCUCACUGAAGUCUCUGAUCAUCUCUGA